AUGCAAAAGGCAAUGAAAAGCGCAGAAUAUAUAAAAGCUAACAAUGACUGGUUAGAUGCCCAAGCCAACGCUAAAGCAGCCCAACUCAUAGGGUCAAUAAGGACAAAAAUACAAGCGGAUGAAGACAGUUCAAAUGAAGCUUUAACAAAUGCUGACUUUAAGAACGCCUUCGAAGCUCUUCAUAGUAAGGUGAAACAAGUGAACGACUUCUCAUCUGGAAAGAAACUGAAGUCUGAAGGUUUCGACAAAGAGUUAAAAGAAGUAGCACAAAAUAUGACGAAAAUAACAGAUGCAGCAACGAGACAGGCAGUUCAAAGUGCCUAUGACGCCGUUAGAGCAACUGUUGUGAAAAGUCAAGAAAAAGAGUUACAACAGACCAAAACAGACCUAGUAAAUGCUUUCUUAAGAACGAAAAGUCAGGUAGGACAUUACGCUGCAGAUGGAACAUAUGUGCCAGCUGGUGGAAUUUAUAUACCAGCUGGUGGAACUUAUAUACUAGCUAGUGGAACUUAUAUACCACCAAACCCUCCAAGAGAAGCACCUGCACCAGGACUACCUAAAACAUUUACAUCGUCACAUGGACAUAGACACAGGCAUGCACCAAAACCAACACAACAACCAACAGUUCAAAACCCUGCACAACAACCACCUCCACAACCAGCACCAAAACCAACACAACAACCAACACAACAACCAACAGUUCAAAAUCCAGCACAACAACAACCACAAACAGAGCAAGGACAUAAAAGAAGUAGAGAACAAGGAAACCAAGAAUUCUUAAAAAUGCUUAAAGAAGAGUGUGGUUUCCCAGAUAGUAUUGACUUUAGUGACAGAUAUAAAGAAGCUAUUGGAAAGUUCAAGGAUGGAAAUACUGACCCGAACCUAUUUAGCUUUAUGGCUCAGCACCAAAACGGAUAUAAUCUCAAACCUGGAAAAUACAAGCUCGCUAAGGGAUAUGAUUUAAUAGCAUAUCAUCCAAAUGACAUGGAUGAAUUUACUCCGAGAUAUUUGAUGUCAGAGCUAAAUGACAAUUCAACUUUCGUCAUGAAACGCGUAAAAAAUAGAGACGGAACGAAAGAACAAAAGCUUAUGAAUGCGGAUGACGUAGAUAGGGAAAUUGUUGAAAACGGUCUCGGAAUAUAUGAAAUGCCAGCAGAUGAGGUACAAGAAACUCCACAGGAAGAAAUAGUUCAGAUACAACCAGACAUGGAAGAAAUAGUUCAGCAACAACAGCUAGAAGAGCCUGAAGGAAACGAACAA
Trichomonas vaginalis G3 is the source of this 1260-nucleotide messenger RNA. Its product is annotated as protein of unknown function, DUF4106 family. The transcript has a single exon. Lineage: Eukaryota; Parabasalia; Trichomonadida; Trichomonadidae. The record is from RefSeq and is a predicted model, not a curated record. The annotation marks the transcript as partial.